Molecule: messenger RNA, 1090 nt
Organism: Micropterus salmoides (largemouth bass)
Lineage: Eukaryota; Metazoa; Chordata; Actinopteri; Centrarchiformes; Centrarchidae
Exons: 2
Coding region: 264-815 (183 amino acids)
Source: RefSeq, a predicted model, not a curated record
UAUCUACAGAGUGAGGACUAACACUUGGACUUUAUGAUCAGCAGUUUUGGGAGAUGAAAAUUAUGGGAGCAAAUAAGUAAGACUCAAUUAGCUUUUCCUUGUUACAACAGGACAUCUGUAAGUGGAGAAUUUAUUUGGAUGCCUGGUUAGUGUCAGAGCACAUGGGGAGCGCACUCCGUGGGACUGUUUGUACAUGAGUGACACUAUCCAGCCAGUCACAGCUUACACAGUAACCUCAGGCACAGUAACAGUCCUGGAGGAGGAUGCCUUCCCUGCACCACGGAGCAAUCUUCAUCGGAGCCUUCCUCAUUGUGACUGGGGGCUCCACAGCCUUCCUGUCCUCAUACCAGAGCCGCCUGCAGGCUUUCUCCCUCUGCUGCGUGGUGCUGGGGGUGGUCAUGCUCAUCCUGGGGCUAUUCUGGGCUAUGAACAGCAAAAGUGCCGCAAACUACAACCAACGGGAGUUCGACCCAGAGUGUCCACAUUAUCCAUACGACUACCCCAACUUUGGCAGUCAUGCCAUUUUCACACCUCCAGGGAACCGCUUCCCAGAAUCCCAGUCAGUGUUUCUGCCCAGGACAAUGGAACGCCACAGGCACCGUGCUCGUGGUGAGGAAUUCGACUACCCUCCCAUGGACCAUGGUGGUUUUAGUCCAUCCCCUCACCCUCCUCCGUGGCUGGAACCCCCGCCUCCCUAUGAGGUCGCCAUCAAGACCACAUGCAGCUCUACACAUCUGCGGCGUGCAUACUCAGAUACACACCUGGCAACAGAGCCCCUGUUUGGACAGUCGAGAGAGAUCAGCUUUGAGGUGUGAGGUUGGACAGUGUGGAUGCCCCCCUGUACAACAAACCAAAAGAUAAAUAGGCACGAGACUGGGGCUUUUACUCUGACUCUGCAUCAGCAACAAACUUUAUCAAACACUUGAAGCAUGCUUCUUCCUGGUGUUGACCAGUGUGUCCUAGCAUGUUUCCCCUCAGUUCUCUGUAAUUACGAUGAAGGUGUCAACGCAUAUCUAAAUUUAUGGUGAAAUUAAAGGUAGAUCACACUGAAUUCAGCCUUAUCAGACCAAAAUAAAGCACCAAGACACAU